CUAAAAUACUCACACAGAAUAAUACACACAUUUUUGGCUGCACUGAAAAAUAUAAGGAAAUUCUUUUAAAUAGCUCCCGAGAGAGCCCAAGAAAGCGGGUAGACACAGACAACGGACGAACAGAAGAGUGCGAAUGUGAUGUUAGAGGCAUGGAGCACAAUGAGCCCCAAAACUGUGCCGAAACAUUACGGAGCAUGCGGCAACAGAUCGCGCUGGCCAACGCACAGCAGAUGUUGGGCAAGAUAACGGUGAACUGCUUUAGGAAAUGCAUCGACAGGCCGGGCACAUCGCUGGCCAGAGCCGAGGAGCGCUGCUUGGUGCAGUGCAUGGACCGGUUCAUGGACUCCCUCAAGGUGGUCUCCAUCACCUACAGCAGGCGACUCAUGCGAGAGACCAAGUAGAGCCCCCAGCUGAGUCAAGCCACCAAUUCACAAAUAGAUUCUCGACGCAUGUAAACUUCAAGUGAGAUUUUGUUAAUCGCUACGCAUCUUUGUCCAAUGGAUGUCCUCGAGCAUGGUUCGCUUUGGUUCUACUUACAAAAAAAUUACAAACAAAU
This is a messenger RNA of Drosophila navojoa, 556 nucleotides long. RefSeq names its product mitochondrial import inner membrane translocase subunit Tim13-like. The record is from RefSeq and is a predicted model, not a curated record. NCBI's taxonomy places the organism in Eukaryota, Metazoa, Arthropoda, Insecta, Diptera, Drosophilidae.